This is a messenger RNA of Bemisia tabaci, 3264 nucleotides long. RefSeq names its product geranylgeranyl transferase type-1 subunit beta (gene betaggt-I). Lineage: Eukaryota; Metazoa; Arthropoda; Insecta; Hemiptera; Aleyrodidae. Gene Ontology annotation, biological process: protein geranylgeranylation. Gene Ontology annotation, molecular function: CAAX-protein geranylgeranyltransferase activity. The record is from RefSeq and is a predicted model, not a curated record. Gene Ontology annotation, cellular component: CAAX-protein geranylgeranyltransferase complex.
UGCUGUUUGUUUUUGGUUUGUGGGUUUCACUCGCAUUUCGAAACUGCUUUUAAUUAGAUAUUCUCGUUUUUCGUGAAAAACCACUGUGCCGCUGCAAGUGUCAUUGUCUUAUUCAGUGAAUUUGGUUAAACGAGCUGUUUUAGUCCUGCAAUUCCAUUAUUUCUGUUACUGCUAUACUCAUGUGGUUUUCACUGUAGAAUAGCCAUCGCAUGACUGCGUCUGUUUUUUGUUUACAAAUUAUGGUUUGCAUCACUAACUAGACCGCUAGACCGUCGCAGUAAGCUUUUUCUCUUUUAACUUAACUUAGAAUUCCACUUAAAUUAUGUCAAUUGUCGGAAGAGACCUUACAUUCAAAGCUGAGAAACACAUAAGAUACCUCCUCAGAUUUUUGGAGGUAUGGCCGCAUCAUCUAGAACAACAAGAUAGCUUGAGAUUAACGGUGGUAUACUUCGCUGUUUCUGGACUUGAUAUGCUAAACGCCCUUGAUCAAAUCGAUGCUGCAAGGAAGAAGGAAAUCAUUGAUUGGGUCUAUGCCCUUCAAGUUGAACCGUCCAUGAAUGAUGGAGACAUCAAUUUAUGCGGGUUUCAAAAUGCACCUACUCUAAAUAUACAAGAUACAGAUGCACAAAAUGCUGGACCUCUUCUCAAGAAAUAUCGAUGUGCAAAUGUUGCAAUGGAUUACUCAGCUCUAGCAAUAUUAGUUAUUCUUGGCGAUGAUCUCUCAAGAGUUAACAAAAAAGCAGUUUUGGAGGGAGUGAAAGCCAUGCAGCAAGAUAACGGAUGCUUUGCGUCGUGUGCCGUUGAAGGAGAAUGUGACAUGAGGUUCGUGUUCUGCGCUGUUGCUGUCUGUUAUAUUUUGAACGACUGGUCUGUGAUAAACGUUGAAAAAAUAGUCAAUUAUAUUCGCGAUAGUUUGAGUUAUGAAUAUGGAAUUGGCCAAGGUCCUGGUCAAGAAGCUCAUGGUGGAUCUACCUAUUGUGCUGUAGCCUCUUUAGCACUACUGGACAAAGUGCACGAAUGUUUCUCUCCUAAAGAGAUUAGUAUGUUGACUCGGUGGUGCCUUUUCCGGCAAGAAUGCGGGUUUCAUGGACGACCCAACAAGCCAGAUGACACGUGUUACUCAUUUUGGGUUGGUGCGUCACUAAAAAUUUUAGGGGCUUUUGAUCUCAUGAAUGUUGAAGAAAAUAGAAAUUUUAUCUUAAGCACUCAAGAUUUAGUUGUAGGCGGGUUUUCAAAAUGGAUGGACUCUGGACCAGACCCUCUACAUUCUUGCUUAGGUUUAUGCAGUCUCAGUUUAAUGAAAGUCGAGCGUCUUCUAGAAAUUCAUCCUGCUUUGAACGUCACUCAAAGGGCACAUAACCAUUUACAAAAACUUCAUGCUAGCGGGAGGAGUUGACAGUAAUAUCUCUGUAAGUUAGGAAUCAUACUUUCAUUUUUAUUUUCCUGUAAUUCGGCUCUAUUUUGACAGUGUUUUUUUCUCCCUAAAUAAUUGAAUGGUAAUUUUUGUAGACUUCCUCGAUGUCAUCAUUAAUCAAAACCACUAAUUUAAUAUUAUUCAUUUUUUUAGAAAUUUUUUCUUCUACCUUUUUGGCUCACUGUUUCUGCGAGUAUUGAUUUUAAUAAUUAAUUUUGUGUCAAGCUUAAGAAUCGCUGCUCAGUAUCUCUCAGGGACUUUUGAUACCUCUCAAAACUGGCCUGUUUUUUCUGUUUUACUCUUUUCCAUAAUUCCCUUGUUACUCCUUAUAAUUAUCUCACUUACAAACAAUACUUUUGCCCGCCUUAUUUUUAUUAAAUUUUCAAUAGCAAAUUAAACGUUUCAAGCCACUAAACACUCUAGAGAUGUGACUACCAUAAAUUGUAUCAGAAUCCACGUUGGUAUUGCUGAAAUUGAACAACCCUUGAGUGCUAUUUGAGAAGGUUUUAGUAGGUAUGUAAUAGACUACAAAUUUUUUACUCAUUUUUCAGUUGCUGUUGUAAUUUUUUAAAGUGAGCCAUUGCAUCUGAGAAUGUUUCAAUUUUUCUUUAAACUUGCUAAUGAGAGAAAAGUGCAAAACUAGAAAAUCUUUUCUGCAUCAUGCAAACCUCAUAGCGAUAGUAAUUACUUAUCUCUUAGAGAACGUUUUCCCGCAAACAGGUCUUCACUGCGCAGAGAAACUGCUAUCGAAUAGCUUCUUCUAUAUUCUCAAAAAAGAGAGUACUCAAUGUUCUUGUUAAAAAAUGGAGGAUCUUCCAAGUUAUAUGUAAUAUAUUCUUUUAGAGGUUGUUAUUACCAAUCACUCUGACUGUAUGUACCUGUUAGUCCAGUCAAUAUAGGAUUUAUGAUUAAAAGUUUUAGGCUUAAUCAGGUUAGGUAAUUGUGAUUCUCAGGUAAAAUUGGUCGCAGAAUCCGAAGUUCUGGUUUCCUGAAAGAUUUUCUGUGCAUUAACUCAGGAUACUCAGAAAACAAUGGAUAAUUGCGCUUUUCCGUGAUUUUUUCAAAGCAUCUCUAUUCUAGUGCAAGAUAUUGCCAAAAUAGUUUCAAUAUUUAUGAUAAUAACAUUUCCUUAAAAGUGAUGCUUAAAAAUUUUAUUUUAGGCCCAAAAGAACCAGCGCCAUAGCAAGGAGAAGCUCAAGAAAAGCGGAAAAUUGCGCUUUUCCAUCGUUUUUUCGACUUAGCUUCAUCCCCAUAAAAGACAUUCAAGAAGCAAUUAUUUUCAAAUUUAAAGCUCACAAAUUUUUACACUAAAUUAUUGCUCAAAAUUAUAUCAUAGGUCUAAUAUCAGUGGUAUUAGAGUGGUGGAAAGCUCAGAAAAUGUCCAGCAAAUCGCACUCUCCCCCCCUAUUUUGGAAUAUCCUUUUUCUAGUGCAAUGUAUCAUAAAAGUAGUUGUUUUCAAAAUUGAAGUUGGUAAAAUUCUACCUUUGAAUGAUACCUAAAAUCAUACCAUAGGUUUAAUGGUACCGGCACUAGAAUGGUGGAAAGAUGUGUUAAGCUCUGUAUUAAUCUUAAAAAUUGCAUUUUAGAAAAUAAUAGAAGCAGAUCAAAUCAAAAGAAUCAAAUAAAUGAUUUAUUCAAUCAACAAUUUUAUCAAAGCCCUUCCGAUCAUCAGCCAAAUAAAUUAACAAUGGUUUACACCAAAUAUUCGAAUCUGGUCGUUAAAAUUUAAUCAAUUGACACAGUAAAGGACUUAAAUCAACAAUGAACAGAUGUGUUGGUUUUUCCCAAAGUAGUGCAGUUUUGCCAAAGGUGUAUGUUCAGAAUAAUCACAACAUUUGUUUUAAAAAAA